This is a messenger RNA of Brugia malayi, 846 nucleotides long. RefSeq lists its product as uncharacterized. Gene Ontology annotation, biological process: transcription by RNA polymerase II. NCBI's taxonomy places the organism in Eukaryota, Metazoa, Nematoda, Chromadorea, Rhabditida, Onchocercidae. Gene Ontology annotation, molecular function: transcription coactivator activity. Bases 1 to 846 code for a protein of 281 amino acids. The record is from RefSeq and is a predicted model, not a curated record. The transcript is spliced from 6 exons.
AUGUGUGAUCAAAAAACGAUAGCUUACACUUCGGUUCCGGGAGAUAUUUAUGAAAUUGUUGGAAAAUUAAUGUUUGCCUACGGUGAUGAAGCUGAACCAAUUGAAAUAUGUCAAAAAUACGUCAUCGAUAUUUUACGUAAUCAGAUGAUAGAUACAGUAAAUAGAGCCAAGAAAUGUGCAGCAUUAAGAGGCUGUAAAAGAAUCGAAUGUAUUGAUUUAUUAUUUCUUUUACGCAAAAAACCUUUUCAUCUUGGUCGCAUUUAUCGUAUAGCUAAAUCAGCUGAUUUAUUAAAAGGUUUCGAUGAAGAUUAUGAAGCAGAUUGUGAUAUUCUGGCUGAAGUUCCCAGUACUAGUUCAGAUUUUUGUGGAAAAGAAGCACAAUCAAUAUAUGAUAGUGUUGGAUUAUUCGAUGUAACGGGCGAAUUACAGAGAUAUUUAAAAAGUGAUGUAAAAGUUGAUGAAGAAAAACGUGAACGAUUGAAACGAUUAUCAGAACGUACGGCAUUGAUGGAUGAAGAUGAGUAUAAAGAUUAUACAAUAGCAAGAACAUAUAGUUUCUGCGCUGGACAUGGUAUUAGGAAAGCAAGAAUCAAUCGAUUUUUGAAAUGGUUAGGUGAUCCUGAAGUUGCUGCAAAUGCUUUGAUGAUUUUGAACUAUAUUGCAUGUGAAAUGAUCUGUUCAAUGGUUGAGGGUGCAUUAUGGUCACGGAAAGAAGAGGGAAAGAAUCAUUUCGUUGAUAUUUAUCCUUUUAAAGCUUUGCAACCGAGACAUUAUGAAGAAUCGUUACGAAAAAAUAAAGCAUAUAUGAUUGGUGGUAAUAUUAUUAUAGGAUCAUACCAAUAUUAG